GUGCGGUAAUUCCAGAUAUUUAAUAUUUUGCUAAAAAUUAAUGUAAACUGUGAAAGUUAUUAAAUAAAUUAUGGACGACAGUGCAAAUGAGUACGACAAUGAAAAUGCAUCAGUAUCUAUUAAACCGGAUCCAGAAAUUUUAUAUGAAACACGCGAUGGUGCCAACUGCAGAACAGUGAAUAGCUCAUUAGAACACAUGGAUGAAGGUGACGAUUUCAACCACAGUACGAAUAAAAGUCGUCGACGUAGCAGAAGAACGCGCGUUAGAAAUGUCCGUUACAGAUCAGACGAUGAUGUUAUUGCACUCUCACCUGAGAAUAUAAAACAAAAUGGAAAAAAUUCCGAUAAAGAUUUUCUAGAGCAAGAGCCAUCAUCAUCAACAGCUAGAAGAGCGACAUGCCCUAAAAAUAAUGAUGUGGCUAAAAGCAAACAUAUGUCUGUUAACAAUUCAAUGGGUGAGGUCCUAAGACAAAUCGGACUUUACGAGGAAUUGUUCGACUUCAUGGAUGCUAGAGGUAUUACUGCUGAGGCAUUAAAAUAUAUGCAAACGCGUCAUAUUGAUGAAUUAUUUAAAGACACGCAUUUGGACACAAAAAUUAUUUUUGAACAUCGUUUAAUAGAUUGGCAGAAUAAAAUGGGAAAUUGUGAAGUAACAACAACGCAAUCAAUCAAUAACAAUGUAAAUAAUCAUGUUGAACAAAAAUCCUUGAACUCAUCUUUUAAACAAAUGUUGCCUGAAACGGUUUUUUCAAAUUUAUCCAAAGUUUUAACAACAGCUGUACAACAAACCAUAAACACAGUACUGCUGGAAUUUAAACAAGCUUACCUAAAGCAAACUGAAGAUAAGUCUAAUAUUUAUUCGAAAGAAGUACCUAAUGAGAGAAUUCCUUUGAAAAAUAUAAAAAGUGAGCCAAAUCACGGCACUGUCGAUGAAAUUAUCAUACCUGAUAAAAGGCCGAACAGUGUGGUUAGACAAACAUCUAAUAAGGUAAAGAAUGAGAUUUUACUUUCCAAUCGGUCCAUUGAUCUCACUAUAUCAAAUCAGUCAAAGAGAAGAAAAUUGGAUUCAGAUACAAGUGUUCAAGAAAUUAUAAUAGCUUCUCCAUCAUGUCAGCAUUUAUUUGAUGAAUAUGAAAACACUGGCCUGUUAACAAUAAAUGAUCGGAGUGAAAUUGUUCAUUGUAUUGUUGACUUUUUCAUACGCAAUAAAUUUGUUCUAACAAUUGCUCGUUGUAAAGAAAUUGCCGAAGAAAUUGUGCAACUAUUUCCAACGGAAAGUACGGGAACUUAUUUUAUUCAAGCUAAUAAAAAUAGACCUCCAAAAGGCAAAAUCUGGGAACGUUAUCAAAGUCGCAAACGUACAAUACGCAAAUCUGUUCCUGUGAACUCACGCCCUGAAACAUUGAAAACAGAUACUUCACCUAGUGAUCUGGAGGAUUUACAUGCUAAUAAGGCUGAUUGGUCUGAAAUGCAAGCCAUGUGUUCUCAAAUGAAACAUAUUACCGAUGAUAAGGAAUUACUUGCAAAAUGGCGAGAAUCGUUUGCAUUUAGACGUCAUCAACUACAGACGGGUUCUUUCAGCAAUUGGAAGUUAUAUUUUGAUGAGUAUCCAUUUUGUAAACAACAAAAUUAUGCAGAAUUUAUUGAAUCAGAUUUAGAAGCCCUUUAUCCAGAUCUAAAAUUUAAUGACUUUCUGUGGGAUGAAUUUAUGGAAAAUUUUUCAAUAUAUUUUUUAAAUCGCCUUAAACAUCCGAAAUCCAAACAUUUAUAUGAUCAACUAACAUCUAUGGAAAAUUUGAGUACCUCUACUGAUUAUGUUGCAAUUAAAGUUAUUGAACUUUUACAUGCCGCUCUAAAACCCUAUACUGACAAGAUACAAAGUUCAGAAGAGGCCCAACGCAAGUUUACAGUGGAGGUUAGCGACUUAUCCGAUCUGAAGAAGGUGGUCAUUGAACGUAAAAAACAUUGUACCGAACAUAACAUACAAGCCAAACCCUAUAUAGCGGUUGUGGGUCAAAGUAAAACCUAUAGUAAUUUUUCGGUUAUUUUAGACUCGACUGGAUUUAGUUGCGAUAAUUAUAAAGAUUCCUUAAUUUUAUGUUUUAAUUUGUAUCUCUUUUUCGAUAUAAGUUUUCCCCUUGAAUUUUUGAAUGUUUGGGGAUUUAUACAAAAGUAUUUUUUUGAUAAGCCCCUUUUGGUUAAUAAUCCAAGAGUUGAAACUUUUAUCAAUGAUUUAAGGGCCCAAAAACUAGCGAGUUUAGACAUAAAAACAAGUGUAAAUGGCAAAAAAUUACACAAAGAUUUUUGAUAUUAUAAGAUAUUGAGACAUUGUAAUAUAUAAAACUGAAUAAAAGUGUUUUUGUUUUA
Molecule: messenger RNA, 2367 nt
Organism: Calliphora vicina (urban bluebottle blowfly)
Lineage: Eukaryota; Metazoa; Arthropoda; Insecta; Diptera; Calliphoridae
Exons: 11
Coding region: 71-2308 (745 amino acids)
Source: RefSeq, a predicted model, not a curated record